AUGGCGAUAUUCACCAUCAUUCUGCUUGUCAGCACAGCUUUUGCUCUGGGAGAUGCUACGAUACGACCCAAGACCCCUUGUGAGCGUGCUAGAGAUGCCGCGCUAAAUGGCCCAAUUGGAGCCUUCAUACCCACGUGUGACGCCGCUGGACAAUACACCCCUGAGCAAUGUUCAGGCUCUACAGGUUACUGUUGGUGUGUGAACAGUUCUGGACAGAAGAUCCCGGGUACUGAGACUCCUCCAGGCACUCCUAGAAUCAACUGUAUCACCCAGAAUGCUACGAUACGACCCAAGACCCCUUGUGAGCGUGCUAGAGAUGCCGCGCUAAAUGGCCCAAUUGGAGCCUUCAUCCCCACGUGUGACGCCGCUGGACAAUACACCUCUGUUCAAUGUUCAGGCUCUACAGGUUACUGUUGGUGUGUGAACAGUUCUGGACAGAAGAUCCCGGGUACUGAGACUCCACCAGGCACUCCUAGAAUCAACUGUAUCACCCAGAAUGCUACGAUACGACCCAAGACCCCUUGUGAGCGUGCUAGAGAUGCCGCGCUAAAUGGCCCAAUUGGAGCCUUCAUCCCCACGUGUGACGCCGCUGGACAAUACACCCCUGAGCAAUGUUCAGGCUCUACAGGUUACUGUUGGUGUGUCACCAGAACAGGACAGAAGAUCCCGGGUACUGAGACUCCACCAGGCACUGCUACCAACUGCUACCAUCUAGCCAUUUGUCCACCAAU
Salvelinus namaycush (lake trout) is the source of this 731-nucleotide messenger RNA. Its product is annotated as equistatin-like. Gene Ontology annotation, biological process: cell-matrix adhesion. The annotation marks the transcript as partial. NCBI's taxonomy places the organism in Eukaryota, Metazoa, Chordata, Actinopteri, Salmoniformes, Salmonidae. The record is from RefSeq and is a predicted model, not a curated record. Gene Ontology annotation, cellular component: basement membrane. The transcript has 7 exons.